Messenger RNA from Temnothorax curvispinosus, 615 nucleotides. RefSeq lists its product as uncharacterized. Lineage: Eukaryota; Metazoa; Arthropoda; Insecta; Hymenoptera; Formicidae. Bases 1 to 615 code for a protein of 204 amino acids. The transcript has a single exon. The record is from RefSeq and is a predicted model, not a curated record.
AUGAAAGAAAUCGAGCCUGGAUACAAGUGCCCAUGCAGUCAAACAGUACUACGCCGUUUACGUGCUCUUGAAGAUGAAGUAAAAACCAAGAUCCAAUGUACAUUAGAUUUGUGCAAAUUUAUUGCUCUGGAUACGGAUUGUUGGACUUCUCGAUCUCAAGAAGGUUAUAUGAAUGUGAAUGCUCACAUCGUAAAUAACGUAUGGGAGCCACAAAUAUUCACGUUAAGUAUGCAAGAACUUAGCGAAAGGCAUACGGCGGAAAAUUUAGCUGACAGCUUACAAAAUGUUGCUGCUGAAUGGCAAAUUGACACCAAAAUUGUAUCCAUUGUUCAUGAUAAUGCAAGCAACAUUGUUCUCGCAGUGAACAGCAUGAUGAACGUCGGAUCCAGCUCUAGUUGUGCAGCACACACGAUAAAUUUAGCCGUGAGAGAUGCGUUGAAGGAAGAUAAUAUUUCCAUCGUGCUUGCUAAAGGAAGUAAAAUUGUUUCCCAUUUUCAUCAUUCCGUCAUUGCUUCACAAGCUCUUGCAAAAAAAACAAGAACAAUUAGGCUUACCUCAACGAAAAUUAAUCCAAAGUGUUCGUACUCGAUGGAAUACAGAUUUACUUAUGGCUGA